AUGAUUGCUUUCUUCUCGGUCAUCCUAGCUUUCAUGGCUCCGCAAGCGAACGCUGUCAUCAGCGGAGAGCUCAACUGCACCACCUACAACGGAACUGCGGUGAGAUUGAAGAAUAGUUGGACACCAACAUUCUCAAAAUGACGUUUGCUUCUUCAGUUUGUGUACACCCCGUCCGCCACCGCCUGCUCCAACGCCAUUUCCGAUUCUUCGUGUGCCGUUCUCUACCCGGCUCCAGACACUCUUUACCCAGCCCCUGGAAACGAUGCCGAGAGAGCCUAUGCCUGCUAUACGACGGCCACAGCCACCCCAGCCGCUGUGGUCCCAGACAUGAGGGCCGCCGCUCUCAAGAACUGCGCCAAGACCUGCGGAUUGUGCUGCAAGACUGAUGCCUACGAUUGUGCUAAUGUUGCCUGUAAGCAACUCUAACUCCUUACUUUUGUUCAUGUACCCAUAUUCUAUUCAGACCCCCGUCUCAAUUGUGCCACCAUCACCAACGCUCAGUGUAUGUCUUCCACGUGGCGCACAAUCAUCGCCACGGACUGCCCAUCCGCGUGUGGAUUCUGCAACCAGGGAGGAUGUGUGGACGGUGUCGUCGACUGUGCCAAUGAUCUGUCCGUCUGCAACAGCGUCGGCAUGCAGGACUUUGUGAACACCUACUGCCAGAGAACCUGCGGAAGAUGUCCGUCGACGACCGUUGCUGCUUCCAGCGGCUCCUCCUCCUCGUGCACCUCCUACAUCGCCGACUCGAGCACCGCUUGUACUUCCUGGGCCGCCAACGGUUUCUGUACCAACACCUUCUACACGACAACCCAACGCAAGGCCUAUUGUGCCUCCACUUGCAAACUCUGCUAG
Caenorhabditis sp. 36 PRJEB53466 is the source of this 852-nucleotide messenger RNA. Lineage: Eukaryota; Metazoa; Nematoda; Chromadorea; Rhabditida; Rhabditidae. The record is from the annotation of a GenBank genome assembly.